Molecule: messenger RNA, 1701 nt
Organism: Aureobasidium uvarum
Lineage: Eukaryota; Fungi; Ascomycota; Dothideomycetes; Dothideales; Saccotheciaceae
Source: the annotation of a GenBank genome assembly
AUGGGUCUCGGCGGUCACCUCUUGGACCCGUCUUCGGUCAUAUCUCCAGAAUGGAGUCGGGCAAUUCGAAUCGUUGCUACCAUCUCAUCUAGCUCUAGUGUGAUUGGUACACUGAUUACUAUAUAUUGGUUCUUCAUGAUGAGAAGAAACUUCAGAAGAAAGUCAGUGGUGGAUUGGAACUUUGGACGACUGAUCGCUAACCAACAUCUCCNNAGCCUAGUCAUGUAUCUUGUUCUCGCCGACUUCUUCAAGUCCCUAUGGUACGUGAGUUUCUCUGGUGUAUCUCUACGCCGCGGCGCCAUCGACACAAAUGGCUCCUUCUGUCAAGGAUUUGGCUUCUUGUUACAAGCAUCGACUAUGGCUUGUGGUCCCUUUUGCACCUUGCCAAUUCGCCCCUACUGGUACCGCCUUGCAUUGCAAUGGAUCCCUAGAUACCUCAUCUGGCUCUACAUCAUGUUUGUAGCCAUUCGGAUCUACCUACAUGUCGGCCAAGGAUUUAAGAUUUUUGCCCGCGAGGACGGCAAAGAAUCGAGUACCGAAACAAAUGGCUACGGCCCGUCUGGAAGCCUCGGCACAAUGCCUGGAGAGGGAAUGCAAGACUUGAGGGUAGCCAAANAGAGAGGUGCCAGCGCAGGCGAACUGCAGGAUCUGUCGGGACUCACGGAGAGCAAUGCUUACAACAGCCAGGCUCCAACAAGCAGCUCCAGCCAAGGCAGCCAAUCCACUUGGCCUACAUCACUCAAUUCUUCCGCCGAAGGCUUCAAACUACACUCUGGAAACCACUCAAGGCGGAGUAGCCAUGUCAUCAUUCUUGCAGACGGAACUGUUCAACAUGACCUUUUGCAAGUGCCCCCGGAAUCAAAACAGCAAAGACACUCCGUCUCUACCAUUGCAUCCUGGAGGACUUCGGCGGACAUGACUGCUGCCGUUACCGCCCCUUCGGUCAACCUCGCGCCAAUCGAAGAAGGACAUCAAGUGACGAGCGGAGACAAAAUGGACAUGGUUUCGGCCGACACGCCUCUCAAGAAGAGACGACGAGCAAUUCAAAGACAACUCCGUCUUCUCUUCAUCUAUCCCAUCACCUAUCUCAUGGUCUGGACCAUUCCCUUUGUUUACCACUCUUUUAACUACAGCGACAAAUACGCCGCACACCCCAUCCCCAUCCUCGGAUUGCUCUCGACCUUUUGCGUAACGAUUGCCGGCACCGUGGACUGCAUCGUGUUUGGAUGGAGAGAAAAGCCAUGGCAACAUGUACCAGGCGCCGACGGCACCUUCCUCGGCAGCUUCAAAUUCUGGACCUUCACAACUGGCAGAAAGAGAAGAUGGGCAACGCCCGCACCAAAGCCAGUGCCAGCACUCAGAGACGAAGAGGCAGCCAUAGAAUCCGAACCAGCACCAACCUCGAAGAAGGCAAACCGCCUCAGUGGAGCACCAAGAAGCGCUUCGUUGAGUGUCAACAAGCCCGUAAUCCACAUGCACAAGAAGACGUUUUCUGGAACUUCGGAUCGUGCGACCAGAGCAGCAGAGCAAGCGGCCGAGAGACUUGCUCUGGAAAGAGCAGACCGCCAGAGUCGCAUGUCCACGCGCAAUUCGUCCGUCAAUCCGGCAAACGAAUGGUUCGAGCGAAGGCUGAGCGAAUGCGUCAGUCCGACUCGUGAAAACUCUGCUUUUGAUCUGACACCGAGUCCUACAAAGGAGUGA